Ornithorhynchus anatinus (platypus) is the source of this 1017-nucleotide messenger RNA. RefSeq names its product crumbs cell polarity complex component 3 (gene CRB3). The record is from RefSeq and is a predicted model, not a curated record. Bases 191 to 535 code for a protein of 114 amino acids. Lineage: Eukaryota; Metazoa; Chordata; Mammalia; Monotremata; Ornithorhynchidae. The transcript has 5 exons.
UUUCCGGGUCACGUGAGCGGGCGGAGCCGGUAGGAGCCGGCCGGCCGGACGGACCGAGGCCGUAGGACCGACCGAUACCGGCCAAGGUACUGUGGCCGAACGGGCCUCUUCCCCUGCUCAGCCCGGGAGAUGCGUUAGCCUCAGGCCGACGAGGGGAACGAGUUCGAGGCGACCCUACCCCUCCGGCUCCAUGGCGAGUGGCCGGGGCUUGGGGCUGCUCCUAGUGCUGGCUUUGCAGCCGCCGCACCGGGUCCUGGGGCAAACUAUUCUGGCAUCUGUGGAUCCUAGAGCAAAUAACAGCACCUCUCAACCUGAGGGCCUGUCCCAGGAGGCCGUGAUAGCCAUCAGCGUAGUGUUCUCUUUGCUGGGGCUGCUGCUGCUGGCCAUGGGCCUGUACUUCCUGGGGCAGAAACUGCGGGAGAAGCGGCAGACGGAGGGCACCUACCGGCCAAGCAGUGAGGAGCAGUCAUCCCACGCCGAGGCCCGCGGCCCCGAGGACUCGAAGGCAAAAGCUGCCAGGUGUCUGCCAUGCUAGGGCUGGGGCUCCACGAAGCCUGGAUCCCCAGGCUGGGCCCUGCAUUGCCACCCUUGGUAGGGGAAGGAAGUGGGGGGGGGGUGGCCACUGGGAGAAGUGGGCAAAUGUACCCUGCUCAGUUCCUCCUACUUUCAUACUGGUGGCCUUUUCUGUGUGACUUUGGGCCAACCCUCUCACUUCUCUGGGCUUCUUUCUCCAGCUGUCACCAUCCCUCCCCUCUCCCCACCCCCUUCCCCUCCAACUCUCUUAAGAGCACAGGAGGGUAGAACUCACUGUAAGCCUAGUAUUCUUGCAACUUCUCCCCAGGUGCUCCCCCACUCUCCCCGAGCCAACCUAGACCCCUGCCAGCCUCUCCCCCUCUCUCCUCCUGCCGGACUCGGCCUGGGGGACUGUUGGGGAGUGGGGCAGAGGGCAGGACCUCUUGUAUUUUUAUAUAUAUAUUAUAUAUAUAUAAAGGACAGUGGCUGUGCUGUCAAAUGAAA